This is a messenger RNA of Aedes aegypti (yellow fever mosquito), 894 nucleotides long. RefSeq names its product gonadal protein gdl (gene gdl). NCBI's taxonomy places the organism in Eukaryota, Metazoa, Arthropoda, Insecta, Diptera, Culicidae. Bases 76 to 729 code for a protein of 217 amino acids. The transcript is spliced from 3 exons. The record is from RefSeq and is a predicted model, not a curated record.
UCAUCGCAGGCUACAAAAAUUGUUUACCAACAUUCCGCUUGGAACGCACCGGCACGAACAUCGACUGCCCUCAGAAUGGACGCCGAACAGCCUCAAGAUGCGCUACCCAGCACCCAGGAAACGACCGACGGCGACGAUGAGGGCCUCUCGCAAGACUCGCAAGCCGAGAGUCAGGAAAGCACCACCGAUCUGGCCCUGGUGGAGGAACCAUACCAGAGUCAGGAGUUCUUGCAGCGGAAGUUGUACUUUCUGCUGGAACAGCUGAAGAAGAUGCACGCUACCCUACCAGAACAAUUCCAACUGCGCAUUUCGUACGAGCUUCUGGCCGGAUUGGCCAACUCGCUGUUGAACGACACAAUCUUUGAGAUUGUGAAGGGCUUGAUGGAGAUCCAACAUGUGACCGAGAAGCAUCUGAUGCAGGUUCGGGAGAAGGUCGAGAACGAUCAUCAGUUGGAAGUCAAACAAUGGGAGUCGAAAAUUCAGGACCCGGAAGAGCUGGAGCACAUCAUCGCACUGAUGAAGAUCAAACACUCCAAAAAUAUGAAGGAAACCGACAUGAAGCUGGUGCUCCAUCUGGACCAGAAAGUCAAAGACCAACAGUCAACGCUGGAGAAGGCUGGCGUGCCCGGGUUUUACGUGUCGGACAAUCCGAUGGAGAUUAAAAUUCAAAUGUACCUACUGGACUUUAUUCUCCGCUUGUCGAGGUUGAAGUUCGAACCCAACAAAUAGCAUUCGGUUGAGGAUGCUUCCGCAAUUUGGGAAAAGACUGAUUGAUGGUUGUACGAAGUGAAAUAUUCGUAAGAAAAACUUUUGUUGAUUUGAAGUAUGCAAUUAAUGACUUCGGAUGCAGGCGAAAUAAACCGGUUACCGGCCGAAAAUCUCUAGAGCAUAAAA